GGAGCGUUUGCAUUCGAACCGCUUCGCAUCGCGCGCGGUUGCGGGCUGGUCCGCUCUGGAAGGGAUAUAAGACUACCACCGCACACUGCAGGACUUUAUGUCGCCGGGCUGGGAGGAUAUCGUUCGGUAGCCGGGCGAAAACCGACCGACAGAGAGGCGGCAGGGGAGCAUUCGAGAGCGAACGAGAUAAACCGAAGAACACAGCGAAAGAGAGAGGGAGGAAGGAGAUAAAGAGAGAAAGAGAGAGAGAAGCUUGUGCCACCAGCGUCCAUCAGUGGUGCGUGUUCAGAGACGGACUCGGGCUUUCUGCUAUCACUUCGGCAGUAGUUUUCUCGGAGUGAGGAUCGCGCCACGGCGAUUAAUCUUCCUCGGACCUACCGGUCGCACGGUGCUUCAGGAUCCACGACGCGAGCCAAAGUCCGAUCGUCCGAGUCACUCGCUGCCCACAUCCCGGUCUUCGUUCGGCAUUCACCGAUUCCGCUCGCUGUCAGACCGAUCGUCGCGCGAUUCCUCUUCGCCGAACAGGUAGCCCGCCACCCUCGCUCUCCGAGAGAAAGGGUAGAGUAGAAUUAGUGGAUACGCUGCUGCUGGCUUCGUUGCCGAGGGAACUAAACGAUCUUCCGUCGAAGUCGGUUGCUUUUUGGGAAAGACUGUCCGGGAACCAGCGAGGACAAUGUCGAGUCUCGUGGAGUACUACAAGGACCUCGUGUACAACAGGAAAGAUCCGAGGACCGCCGACAUGUUCCUGAUGUCGAGUCCGGGUCCGCUGAUAAUGAUCAUCGUCACCUACAUUUACUUCAGCACGAACAUCGGCCCGAGGUACAUGAGGGACAAGAAGCCGUACGAGCUGAGGAACGUCAUGAUACUGUACAACUUCUCGCAGGUGUUGCUCAGCAUGUAUCUGUUCUACGAGGGGAUGGUCAGCGGCUGGCUCCACGAUUACAGUUUCACUUGUCAGCCGGUCGAUUACUCCAAUAAUCCGACAGCUCUCAGGAUGACGCGUGCCGUGCACCUGUACUUCAUGAGCAAGCUGGUGGAGCUGUUGGACACGGUGUUCUUCGUGCUGCGCAAGAAGAACCGGCAGAUCAGCGGCCUGCACGUGUUCCACCACUCUCUGAUGCCCGUGGCGGCGUGGAUCGGCUGCAAAUGGCUGCCGAACGGGCACGGCACCCUGCUCGGCCUGAUCAACACGUUCAUCCACGUGAUCAUGUACACCUACUACAUGCUGUCCUCGAUCGGGCCGCACAUGAACAAAUACCUCUGGUGGAAAAAGUACUUGACGAUGUUGCAGCUGAUCCAGUUCACGAUCAUCUUCUUCCAUUCGGCGCAGAUCUUCUUCAACGGCUGCAACUACCCGAAGGUCGUCACGUUCCUGCUCUGCCUGAACUCGCUGAUCUUCAUCUACCUGUUCGGCGCGUUCUACGUGAACAGUUACAUCAAAUCGCAGGCGGCCAACAAGAAGCAGAGGACGGCGAUCGGCAACGGCAACGUAACGGACAACAAAUCGGAUUGAGCUCGGCCACCACCAUUGAGAACGCAUUCGCGCGAUGUUCACUACCGUUCGGGGUCGUCGCCUUCGCAAACCGGUGAUCGUUCGUUGCCGUAGGUCUUCUCUUAGCGCAGGGAAUGGACGCCGCGAACGCGAUUUCACGAGAUGGGAAAGAACGAUCUUUAUCAGUGACCAUCGCGGGUCGCUGUGAUACGCGCGCUGUACAUAGAGUUUAUACGGGUCCGAAUGGAAGAUUGGAACGAUGCUAAAAUUCGUCAAACAACCGAACGCGAACGGAUAUUUCUUUACAAACGACGCGAUUGACAGAUGCAUUUCCGUGUCGGGGGAAAAUAGGGGACUGCAGUUCCGCGAGUCACCCCCCGCUCGUCAUGCUGUAGCUUAAGAGUAUGUAUCCUGUAACAUCGACGUCACGGCACGAUGAAGAUCGCUCCUUCUUUACCGAAUCAUUCAUCGUUUCAUCAAUGGAAGCUCACGCAGGGAAUUUACGUUUCUUCGUUCGAUUGCCUCGCAAAACAAACGGACGUCAUCUUUUUAUACCGUGGUUACGCAUUGUUAGAAUAUUUUUAAGGGACACUUCUCAUCGAUCCGCGCGGGGGCUCGAGAUCAUUCGAUCUGGGUUGGUUAGGUCUUGGUUCUCACUUGGUUAGGUCAUCGAGCGGGUAAUUUUUAAUUGAACCUCCGAAUCCCAAACUAUUCCUUACGUGUCAUUCAAUAUUCCUCAGACGUCUCCUCGAAUUCUCGAAUCGAGUUCGGUGGGUAACGAUUCGCGUCGAUAACGAGGGGAACGAUCGCGGUGAUCGAUCGUGGGUCAUCCCGGUCUCCGAUCCAUGGAUCGGUCGGUAAAGUAGGGAGUGCGGAUACAUUCCUCGCUUCCCUUUCCUUCGUGAAGUUUCGCCGCAUCGAAUUCGAUCGUCAUCAGGCGCUGUUUCAGUCUCGGCAACGACCGUCCGUGAGAAAUUUACUAACAAUCACGCUUGCAUCGUUCGUCAUCUGUAAGUGUUCCACACUGUGCUAAUAUAUGGACGUUAAUAUGUUUGGAAAUAAAGGAAUGUUUUUGAAAGAAUUCUUUUACUUCGCCGAUGCUCGCACGCUCGACCUUUAUGCAAGCGGAUCGGUAUGCGCACGAUCGACGGUUAUACAAGUAUUACAGCCGUUCCACGCUGAUUCAUGGAAAUGAUGUAAUGGCGAACUCGGCUGCGGUUCAAUGUAGACCAGAGGCGUCCGACUUACUGCCCUCGCGACGAUUACUCGAAAACAGCGUCACCCCGUUGCCUCUGCUCGAUCGGCUGCACGAGACUGUGCGCGCGAACGGUGUUCAAUUGGAACAGGUAAAAGUAGGUGCGGAGAGGGUGACUGUUCGCGAGGGGAGCGUUGCUGGAAGACACCGAUUUAGACACCCUUGAUAUCGCAGUCAAUGCGCUCGGCACCACAUGUAAACAAGCUGUUAUUCUAAUCAGUUCUUUCAUUGUAAUUUGUAAUUCCCAUUGUUCCGCUCGCCGUUACGUAUAUUUAUGUCACAUGCUUCUAUUGAAAAGUAUAAAUGGUCGUUAUGCAACGGAGGAAACUUUCUCUAAGUUCAUAGGUAGGCGGUCAAGCUUAGUUUCGAUCGAAAGAGGGUUGCGCAGAUGUUUCGUGGUCUAAUAUUCAAAAUAGUAACUAUUUUUAACGUGAUCGAAGUAUCGUAUUGACUUAAAAUUAAGAGGUCAGUAUAAUCUAAAGGAUCAAACUGUUAUUGAUUUAUUCAAAACGAAUGAUUGCUCGAGCUUCCCUGAAAUUCUGAAAUUUAGACAAUUCUACCUGGUUAACUGUAUUCGCUGGAGAAGUUGAAUUUUGGAAAUGUAAUUCCUGGUGAAGAAUCAGUUAGCGAAUGUUCCACUUAAAUGACGAGAUGUUUCUUUCUUUUCCUUGGCGUCGAAUCUUCCUUCCAAAAAAAUUACUCGACGAGCAUAGGCGCGAAGCGAGCUGUGCCUUGAUUUACCAUUGUAGAUGGAUCAUCGAAUAUUCACCGAUUGACGUUCCAUCGUCGAUAAGGUCGCGACCAUGGGACCUAGUAGACCCCUCAUCCGCUUCAUGCUAAAGCCGCUCGUCGAUUUUGAUAACACCGUCCACGGAAAUUAUUCGCGGUGCAUGACGCGCAUGUUAGCGGCGGUAUCAAUUGAACGCCGCGAGACGUCACAAUUUCCGGGCAUCGUGGAACGAUACAUGGAGAUGCAGCCUGAGUUCUACGUUGAGAAUGUUGCGGCGAUUUAUCGCUGAUGCUACCGAGUACAUAGUUCAUGAUUAGUCUGCGGUUCGUGCAGAUUCAACUUUUCAAGAAUGUAAUUGGAAAAACAGAAUUAC
Molecule: messenger RNA, 3850 nt
Organism: Nomia melanderi (Alkali bee)
Lineage: Eukaryota; Metazoa; Arthropoda; Insecta; Hymenoptera; Halictidae
Product: very long chain fatty acid elongase 7
Biological process (GO): fatty acid elongation, monounsaturated fatty acid; sphingolipid biosynthetic process; very long-chain fatty acid biosynthetic process
Cellular component (GO): endoplasmic reticulum membrane
Molecular function (GO): fatty acid elongase activity
Source: RefSeq, a predicted model, not a curated record